Messenger RNA from Caenorhabditis auriculariae, 33763 nucleotides. NCBI's taxonomy places the organism in Eukaryota, Metazoa, Nematoda, Chromadorea, Rhabditida, Rhabditidae. The record is from the annotation of a GenBank genome assembly.
AUGUUGAAAUUCGCCGUCGGCCCCUGGGUCGCCGACAAGUACGGCACUACUGCCAAUGUUAAUUCGGCUAGGAAUCCGGCUAGUCUGCCCCCGACCUCCAGGAAGCAUCGGUAUUUUUUGAACUUUUGAAUUUUGGACUACUGAGUUUUGGAUCAUUUUCCUACAGUUUUUUUGCCAAAGGUUUUUCUUCCCAAAUACGAUUGAUUUUUGAGAUUUCGAGGUCAAUUUUCCAAAAGAAUCGGGAGAUAUUUCGAUUUUUCGAACGCAUGGAUCCAUAAAAUGAGCCUUAUGAGCUUUUUUUUCCGGCUCCUGACCUCGAAAAAAAAUCGAUAUGAUUAUUUUUUUUUAAUGUAAUUUUUGACUACAGAGUUUUGGACCAUUUUUCCAAAGUUUUUCCAAAGAUUUUGAAGUCAAUUUUCCGAAGGAAUCGGUAGAUGUUUCGAUUUUUUUGAACGAAUGAGGAUUUAAUUUUAAAAAUGAGUUUUAUGAAUAUCUUCUUUUCAAUUCGACCUGUCAGCCCCUAACCUUGAAAAAAAUCGGUAUGAUAUUUUUCGAAUAUGUAAAUUUUUUUCUAUAUAGUUUGGGACCAUUUUUUUCCACAGUUUUUCCAAAAAUUUUCAUUACGGUUGGAUUCUGAAGUUUUUUUAGGAUCCCUGUAGGGUUCUUUUCUUUUACGUUAAACUUUGAGGAUCAAAAAAUUGAUAAAAAAAUUUAUCGAUUAGUAUUAAAAAAAUUUUCCCAGGAACCCUGGCCUCAUUUUCCGACUUCUUUCAUCUCAGAAAAAUGAACUUAUUAUAUUUCAAAGCUGACCUUUGUGUUUUGCUGAGACUUUUGGCUUCUUUCCCACAUUUCUGAACCGAUUUGAACUUUUUUGCUUUUAUAAGGCUUCAAAUUGACCUACGCUUGAAAUUUUUGGCUUCUUAGUUUUUAAAUCGCUUUUUUAGCGCAUUUUUUGGUCUGAGAGGCCUUUUCUGGCUGUGAACCGAAAUUUCAAGAUUUUUCCGCUUGUCGCAGAAAUAAUUUAUUAAAAAAAUAAGGCAGUUUUGAACUCUUGGAUCGUGCAAAAAGUGAUUUUUUAUCUAUCGGGAACCGAUCCAACGACCCCUGGAGCGUCAUCCAAGGAUCUUAGCCACUUGACUAGGCUUGUCAGAGGGAGUUGAACAUGUUUUCUGUGACUAAUUUAUCCGAUUUCAAGCUCUUUUUCCGCUUUUCGUAGUUUCAAGUAAACAAAAUAUUCAUUUCAAAUAUUAUUAAUGGUUUUUUUGGAUGGUUCUGAAACAGACGUUGCUUAAUUUUUAGUCGAAUUACCCAGACAUUUUUUGAAAAAUGUUCUUUUCUUCCUGUCUUCUCUUUUCUCCGAACCCUUACUCAUACGUUUUUCUUUUCUUGUAAGAACAAUGCCGGGCCCUCCCAAAAAUACCACGUAAUUCUUGUCUGAGAACGUCUGUACAGGUCUUUUUUGGCCCCGAAUUAGUUUUCGAUUUGGAACGACGCGUCUCUUUUCUCCCUUUCGUAUAGUUUUUUUCUUUCUGGGAAAAUUUGCAUUUUGAUGCGUUCUGUGUUGGGGUUGAACAGGAAAAACGGCGUUCCAGCGAUUUUUUGAGAAUUUUUUGGACUUUCAAUAGUUUUUUUUUGAAAAUGAACUGUGGAAAUUUUGAAAAUUUGCUUUUUUGAAAAAUUUUCGAUGUAGUUCACCUUCCAUUCUAGCAUUUUCAGAACCUUCAAGCUUCAGACUUUUGAUAGAAGUUGGCGCAAGUCGUUUUAGGUCGGGCGCAUUUUUUUUUUGAGCCAUUUCGCGUUUAGUCGUAGAUCUUGAAUGAAGGAGGGGCUUCAGAAGAUGAAAAAUAAGUCCGAUUAUGUUUAAAAAUGUUUUUGGGGGUUGUAGACUCUUUUGACCCCUAUAGGGACCACUCCGACUCUCUUAGAAAGCCAGAGUGGCCCCUUGAGGGGUUCGGAGGAAAAAGAGCCCCUCUAAGGGACAAAAAAGUGCUCCCUAUAGGGGUAAAGUUUAGGUAAUCUCUAUAGCGGUUCAAAGUCUCACCCGUAUGCCCCUAAAGCUAAAAUGGCCCCUAUGGGGAAUUUUUGAGUGGUCCCUAUAGGGCUCUUGCAUUCCUAAGUUCGAAAACAACCAGUUUUAUGAGUAAAACCGUUUUUUUCAGGUUUUUCUCACUUUUGAAUUAUUCACAAUGGAUUUUUUGACCAAAAAUGUGAUCAGUCAUCUCUAUUUCUUAUCAAACUCGACCAAGACCUUGAAAAUUUGAAAAAUAACCAUUUUAUGAGCAACACGGCCUGUUACUCACUGUACAAUUUGAUCAAAACCACAGAAAUAACGGUUUUUUUCCCUCCUAUAAACGGACUCCUGCGCUUUUCCCCCUGUGCAAAUAAGCAAAUAAUCGCCUUUUUUGCAGUCUUUGUGUUGGUUUGGGACUUGUAGGGAAACUUUUUUCUAGAAGUCUUCUUGAAUUCUUAUUCGAAUGAUCAAGUUUUUGAAAAAAGCUCUGAAAAGCUAGAACUCAGUUUGAAACAAGAACCUUACAAAAAUUUCAAAUCGAUCGAAAUAAAAUCGAAAAAAUCAUUUUGGCAAGUGUAUUCCACUGGAAAUACUGUGUCAUUUUCAUACAUAGAAAGAGCAUUUUUCAAGGCCGUCGACCCCUCCUCCCAAGUUUUUUCUAAACUAAAGUUGAUACUGCCUCCUGAGGCUAAAACUUGUAUUAUCUCGGCCAAAACGACCUCCGGGAGGCUGAAACUCGAUUUAAUUUUCAAAUUUUCCAAAGUUUUCGAGAGCCAACUCCUCCUCCCGGGCUGAGUUCUCUACUUGCUCAUCUACGGUCAUUUUUCAAAUUUUUAUCCUUUUUUUCAAUCUGUUUUUCUGUUUCAAGGAAGAGUUUUAUCAAGAAAAAAAGAAAACUUGUAUAGUUCUAGGUGAGGUUUUUUUAUGAAUAUUCAUUUCUUCCAAAAGUCUUUCUUAUAUUUUCGAUUAUUAUUCGGAAACUGAAAAUAUUUUUUUGUAAAUUUUUUCAUUUUGAUGUUUAAUGAACAUGAAAAAACAUAAUUUUUCAAAUUUUGAUUUUUUUCAAUAUUUGUUCCUAAAUUUUUUUUCAACUUUUCAGAGAAGAGGUUAUAAUGAUUUGAGCAAGCAUAUUUUCUGAGAUAGGCUCUUUUUUUUGCAAAUUGAGAUCAUGAACUGAUUUAGCUUUUUUUUGAGAGAAAAAAGAAAAAAAACGUAAAAGUUUCAUGCAUGUUCCUCUUUUUCAAGCUUUCAGCUUGAAUUUCAAACAGUAAUAUUGAGCGAAACCUUUUUUUUUGCAAAGAAAAAAAAAAGACUUUACACACCAAACCACGAACCACACGCACGCUGUAAAAUCAUGUGUUUUUUAGUCUUUUUCGGUGUUUUUUUUUUCGCCGGCUCUUUGCUCGUUUGUUUUCCACUCAAAUUUGAGCGGUUUCGAGGAAAAAAAAGGGGAAAAUUUGAGGUUUUGGGACGUGGAAUUAGUUCUGAUUAGAUAGUUUUCUUAUCAGAAAGUUUGAUUGGAAGAGAAAAUUUCCUGGUUUUUUGAGGGGGUUUUGAAGUUGGAAGAGGGAAAUUUGAUGAAAAAGUCUUGAUUUUUCUGAGUUUUUGUUAUAGUUUUCUAUAGAAAAAAAGUCUUGUUUUUUUCGUCAUUUUUUUCGAGAUAUUUUUGAUUCUUUAUAAGAUUUAUAGAAAUAUGAUAGUUUUUUUAUCGAUACACAGGUUCAUUCCAAGGAUUUUUUUAUAGUAUUGAAAAUUUUUCAGAAAGUCUUUAAAAAAAUCGUAAAUUUCACUUCUUAGCAGAGCAUUUUCCUUUUUUUAAACUUUAUUUUUUUGGUUGUUUUGAAAUAUUUUUUUACCUUGAAGAUUCAUUUUUUUCGGAGCGUCUGGAGGAAUUUUACAGUCUGAAAGAUGAAAAAUUUUUGAUUUCCCACAAAAAAAUCGUCGAAAAAAACAGCUUUUUUUCUAACUUUUUAGCCAUCCUAGGAGCUCCAGAAUGGUCCCUUUAGAGUAUAAAUUGAUCAUGUUUGUCUUUUUUUAGAUUUCAAACCUGAACAAGAAAUGAAAAUACCCCUAUAGGGGCUUUUUCGAACUCGCAAAAAGUGGUCCCUAUAGGGUACAUGCUUUACUAUGAAAAGAAUUUUCAUGUGAAAAAAUCAAUAAAUCAGCGUUUUUUAAAGGAAAUAAUGUCAAAAUAGGGUUAAUCGAUCGAAUUUUAUUUAAUACCUUCCAAAUUGAGUCAGAAAGUUAAAACACCCCUAUAGUGACCCCUUGAUUUUAAGACUUAGGAGGCCAAAAUUAAACCCUAUAGGGACCACUUGAGCUUCAGGGGCAUGGGAGUCAGACGUAAAAUCACUAUAGAGACCCUUUUACCCUAUAGGGACUACUUUCUGUCUUUUCUAGGGGGGCCAAAAAGUUAAAACACCCCUAUAGGGACCACUUGAGCUUCAGAGGCAUGGGAGUCAGACAUUAAAUCCCUAUAAGGACUAAUUUAUGUUUUUUUUUAGAGAUUUCUUUUUGUCUGACACCUACAGGGACCUCUCUGGCGUUCCUAGGACCCCUAGAGGGACCACCUUAAUUUUACCCCUAUAGGGGGCACUUUUCGUCUGACCCCUAAAGGGACCACUCUGGGCUCCAUAGGAUUCCUAUAAGGACAACCUAAACUUUAGCCCUACAGGGAAAGCUUUUCACAAGACCGCCAUAAAUAUUAAGUUUCAUUACCUUUUUUCUGUCCCCUUUAAGGGCCUUUUCCUGUCAAAACCCUAUAGGGACCACUCUGGCGCUUCUGAGAAAGGACCUCCACUAUAGCUUUUUUUUUCUUCUCCACGCUUUCCAGCCCCAUUUUAUUGUUUUACACACGACCGCCAUAAAUAUCAAGUUUCAUUGCCUUUUUUGCGGCAAAGAUGAAUGGAACGGAACGAAAAAAAAAAAGGAACUGUUCUUUUUUUUUCACUUUUCUGUCCACACACAAACAGCAGCGGGAAAAGAAUCCGUUUGUUUUCCGGUUCGCCAGAAAAAUUGUCUUUUUCCUCAGCUUCUCGGCCGCCCUCUCCAUAUCUCCGUUCAAUUAGGCCUGAUCCCGGCCAAUUUUUUGGCUGUCCCUCUGGAGGCUGGUUCCAUUAGGACUCCUUCUCGAUACGUUUUUCUGAUAAAUCGGAUUUUUCUCACUUCUUUUUGCUAUCCUUCAACUUGUCAAACUCGUUCAAUUCGUCUAUUUUUUCUACUAAUUAAUUACUGGGAAGUGGCCACUAUAGAGUUUUGACGUUUUAGUGGCCACUAUAGAGGUCUAAGUGCUACAACUAGACCACUUAAAGUUUUAGUGGCCACUUUAGGGGUCAAUGGAUCAACAUAACUGGUCCAACCUGUUUUAAAAUUGUCAGGGUUACUGCAAGGUAUACUGGGGAAAAACUACUGAAGGUGGUCACUAAAUAGAGAUUCUCUACAGUGGCCAUUAAAACGGAAAAUAGUGGCCACUAUAGAGGUGGGUUUAGUGGCCAUUUUAGUGUCCUCAUCAAGUAGUCCUUGAGCCUCUAUAGUGGCCACUAAAAAUUCUCCCAGUAGGAGGAAAACGUCUGGUAGCUUUUCAUGUACAUUACCGUUCUUUUUUUAAUUAAUAAUUUUUCCUGGUAUUUGUUAAAUUUAGGUCUUUAAGGAUUUAUAAGACUUUUUUGGUGGGUAAAGUCGUUUUUUAAGGUUCUCAGCUUCUCUGAUAGCUUUCUUUAGACUGAAAUUUCUUCUUUUUGCAAUUUCUACCAAUUUUUCCUAAUUUAUCCUUUUUCAAGGCUUUUUAUGAUUUUAUAAAAAUUUGAAGAGCUGAGGUUUCUUGUCAACUUGUUCAAAGGGAAUUUUUUCAAAGAUUUUUUUUGUGGUUUUGCUCAAAUUUCUCUUGAAAAACUGGUUUAUUUUGAGUAUAAUCCUGGUCUGAGUAGUUUAUUGAGGGUCGUGGUGUCGUUCAGUAGCUUUCCCUGUAGCCUGCUCGUCUUGAGAUGAAGUUUUUCAAAUUUUGAAGUUUCUAGGACUGAAAAGUCCUUUUAAAAAUAACUUUUGUUCGUUUCCGGACGAGAAUUUUCGAAGAAAAUGAAAUUUUCUUGAGGUUUAGAGGCUUUUCGUAGCUUUUCUGUGCUCAUUUUGGGUUUAUUCUCAGUUUUCCUAACCCUAAUAAUUUUAAAAAGGAGGUCAUUCAAUUAUUUUCGUACUAAUGGUGGUUUUUUGUUGGUUUCGGCUUAAAAAACGAGUUUUGGACCAGUUUUUCGUCUGAAAAGUAGUUUUGUUUUUUGACGAUGAAGUUACUGUUUCAAAAUUUUCAAGUAAGGUUUUACGGAUUGGCCAUUACUAAUUCUUUUUAUAAAGCGCACAUUUUUCAAAAAAAUUGCAAAAAGUUGAAAAAAAUGAUCAAAAAAAUAUUGAAAAAAAUUGAAUCUAAAAAAAGAUCUUCAGUUAAAAAAAUUUUAUGCUUUUUUUAGUGGAGACUUCGAAAAAUUGUAUCAUGAAAAAAAGCGAAAAUUUUUCUAUUUUUUUCGGGUUCCGGGUUACUGUGAACAGUCAAGCCGUAAACACCGAGUGGUCCGCAAACGUCCAAUUUUACGACUAAAUUAAUUUUUUUCUGUUGGUUUUUGGCCUGUUUUUCGUAAUUUUAUUAUUAUAUUUCGUUUUGAAUUUUUUUAUGAGAAGCAUAGGAGAGUCUCUUGAUUCUCUCAAGACGCCUUUUUCAAAAGUUUUUUGCCGUUUGGACUUUUUUGUUUUAGUUUAAUAAAAAAAGCAUUUGAGCAAAUUGAAGUAUUAUUUCAUUUAAUUUCCACGGUUUUUUUCAUAACUAUGCUCCAAAAUUCCAUGAAACCAAGCUGAUUUCGAGCCUGUCUGUUUGCCAAUAUCACGUUCAGGCUUCACCCUUUUCUCUCCUCUUUUUUUAAUCACUUCUCCCAACACCUUUUCCCUCCCAAUUUCUUCAUGCCUCACUCUCAUUUCAGUUCUUUUCGCUUUUUGAACGGACACUAUCUUAUUUUUUAAUGAAAAUUGAAGUUUUUGGUCUUUUUCUUUAAUGGUUUUGUUAGUUUUCAUUGUCUCAAUUCUCCAAGGAAGCGGGUUUUUUUAUAAAUUGAAUGGGCUUUUUUUGAAGGUAAAUUCGAGUUUUUAAAUGUUUUUUCAUGUUUUUUUAGAAUUUCACGACUGUUUUUUUCUGGGUUUUUUUCUGAACUUUGAACUGAUAUAAUGCAAUGAAUUUUUUUAAAAUUUUUUUAGAUUGAAAAAAACUGAAAAAAAGUUUUUAUUUAUGAAGCAGUUCCGACCAUUUUUUUCCAUAUUUGAUAAUUUGGGAUGUUUUUUUGAACCGUUUUUUUCGGAUAAUAUUUUUGAAUUAUUUAUUUUUUUAGAAUAGCUUUUUUUGGCUCAUUCUAUCGAGAAGUUGAACAUUUUGGCGUCUUGGGAAGUUUUGAAACCGAAAAUUUAAAGUUUUUAUUUUGAUUUCUACUGUUCAAAGGCUGUUAUAACUGUCCAAGUUUUUAAAAAAAUUAUUUUUUUGUAAAUUUUGAAAAAUUUUUUUCUUUCACAAAGUAGACUGAUUUAAGGCUCUGAAGUAUUGAUUAAUUUUUCUCAACUUUCUCAGAAUUUUUUUCCUAAAAAAAUCUAUUUAUUCUCCUCAGUUGUCGGAACAAAACUCGCCGACAAGGUUCGGCUCAAGCUUUUGCGGCUUUCAAAGUGAAAAAUGACAACAAAACCUGACUUCCCUGUGUAAUUUCUGCUCUGUGUCUCACUCGGAAAACAUUAAACUUUUGCUCGGGAAGUGAUUUUCGACCUGGGAAUGGUGAUAGAGAUAAGGGGAAGGUAGCAAAGAUGCAUAAAAUAGAAGGCUUUUUUUAAAAAUUGUUUCACUCUUCUUGGAACUUUGUACCACUUUUCCAACCUGUAAACCAAUAUGAAAAAUUGAAAACCAUUUUUUUUUAUUUCGAAAAAAGUUUUCUGACCUCCUGAGUUUAUGAUUGAGCGAUUAUGUCAAUCAAAAUAAUUAAUUUUGAACCUACGGAGGCUUUUCUCAGUAGAGCGUACUUUCAUUUAUGUUGAAACUAUUUUUGUUCUUUUCUCAAGGGGAUUCGGCAAUUUUUUUUUACUUUUCCUGGGAUUUACUUCGUGGGAGUGGCGUAAAAGAUAGAUUUUCCCGAUUUUUCUACGAGAAGCUCCUUUUUUUCGACCCAUAAAUAAUUAGAUAAAUGAGCUUUUUUGGAUUUUUUUUUUUGGCAUUUUUUUAUCUUUUUUUUUCUUGCCUAAGGAUUUUGUCUAAUGUCGAUUCCCAUAAGGGAGAGAUUGGAAAAAAAGUUUUAGAUCAUGUUUCUUUGAAAAUUUUGAAUCAUUCAUUGAAUAUUUUAGGUUUUCUUUGUGUUCUUGAAUCUUAAAUCCAAUCAAAUUUUCAAGAUCAUCCAUUGAAAAUCUGGUGUUUUUAUAUAUUUUUAUGGUCAUUUUGGAACUUAUUUUCCGAUUUUCAGUGAGUCAUCGGUGCCAUCGCUCCGCCGCGGGUUCCGGAAAGACGUCGUCGGCGGCGCCAGCGAGGACGAAUCCGCCGACGAACGAAGUUGGACCCCCAAUAUGCAGGUGUGUUUCACAUCGGAAAACUCAUUAUUCAUGAGCCACGAAUGUUCUGAUUUCUCUGCGACUCUUUCCUUUUUACGCGCUCUUUUGACCUCACCGGUGAGAGAAAAGAGGGUCCAGACAGGUCAGAUUGUUUCGAGUCGUGGCGAAUGAAUGAUAUGAAACAUUAGUUCAUGGAAAACUGUUAAAAGCAGGGUUUAUGAUCGAAAAUUGUGACUAUCUUGAGUUAAAUGCUAUUGUCAUGUUUCUAUGACCUCACCGGUGAGAGAAAAGAGGGUCCAGACAGGUCAGAUUGUUUCGAGUCGUGGCGAAUGAUAUGAAACAUUAGUUCAUGGAAAACUGUUAAAAGUCGGAUUUAUGAUUGGAAAUUAUGACUAUCUUGUGUUAAAAGCUUUUUUUUCACGUUUCUAUGACCUCACCGGUGAGAGAAAAGAGGGCCCAGACAGGUCAGACUGUUCCAAGGUAUCUUAGACCUCCGUAACGUGGAUUUUCGAGCGUCGGCUCUUUCUCUUUUAUUUGUGACCAAGCUACAUGGAAUCAGGCUGAACGUGUGUACAUAAGCUCGUUUUGACAAGUUUUUUCGGGCAAGUUUGCUCUGUGGAAAAAAACGGUGGUUCAAGAAGUUUUUCUUCAGAUGUAACUCUAUAAAACCAGACCUUUUAUAGUUUCCGUUUUCUUACGAGGACUUUCUAUCCGACUUUUUAAAGUUUUGAUAUAUACUUAUUUGAUUCAGUGGAAGGGUAAAUUUUGACAGACUUCAUAUUAAAGUUUGUCUUGUACAUGUGAUGUUCAUAAAUAGUGAUUUCCUAUCACUUGAUUCAGAAUAAAAACAUCAGAAACACCUGAAGAAUCUUUGUGAGAAGUAUAGUUGACCUCAAAGAGUUUCAAGUUGAAAUGAAGAAGAAAAUGAUAAGCCGAGCUAAAAGUCUGUCUGGAUCCAAUCGUAAAGAUUUCUUCGACGCGGGUUCGGCGCCUCAAGUCGAUAAGACAAGGUCCUAUCCUGAUAACAGUGAUAAACAGUAGAUUGGCGGGACAUAUCCGUUCUUAUACAUGACAGUGGGGACUGUGAAGCCGUGGUUUUCUAUCUUCGACAUCAAGCCCUUUGGUUGAGUCCUGGCGGCGAACGAACUUGUGACCCUUGGACCGUUUACAGACACGGAAGCUGUUACGCUACGGCGCGCCGUAUAAAAUCUACAUGAAAUAAGUAUUUUUUAAGCGGUACCUCAAAGAACAUAACCGAACGAUGGAAAUCUGUCUGAUCAAGACCAAUCCAAUCGUGAAGAGGAGUCUUCCACACAAACACUCGAAUGUAUCUGCAAAGUGGAACUUCGAAAAAAAUAACUGGAAAAGCUCUAACAAGGAUGUAAGACGGAUGUCAGCUCUGAGUAAGCUGUAUGGAUUUUUAUAUUCAUGAUCAAAGGUAUCAUCUCUCAAAGUCACCAUAACUUCCCUAACUUUGAUCACCAUCUAUAAUUAGGAAAAGGAAUUCGGUCAGCCGAGCUUUUCGUUCAAGCCAAUGGACGGGAAGAAAUUGGUCGUUUCAAGAUCAAUCCAAUCGUAAAGAAGAGUGAGAUAUAUAUUUCUUCGACACACAAACACUCAAAUGUAUCUGCAAGGUGGAACUUCGAAAAAAGCUGGAUAAGCUCUAACAAGACUGUGAGACUGAAGUCAGCUCUGAGUCGGCUGUAUGGAUUUUUGAACUCUUGAUCAAAGUCACCAGAACUUUCACCUACAUAAUAUAUCUGAACCGGCUGAAUACCUGGGAAAAGUGUUCGAUCAGCCGAGCUUUCCGUUCAAGCCAAAGGACGGGAAGAAAUUGGUCGUUUCAAGAUCAAUCCAAUCGUAAAGAAGAGUGAGAUAUAUAUUUCUUCGACACACAAACACUCAAAUGUAUCUGCAAGGUGGAACUUCGAAAAAAGCUGGAUAAGAAGAGCUGUAAGUCAAAAGGUCAAGUAGAGCUGGAAGUCUGUCGGAUCAAGACCAAUCCAAUCGUAAAGAUUUCUUCGACGCGGGUCCGGCGCCUCAAGUAGAUGAAACAAGGUUGUAUCCUUAUAUCAGUGAUAAACAGAAGACUGAUAUGACAUAUAUAACUUUCACCCUCAUCAUAUACCUUGAACUGGCUCAAUACUUGAGGAAAGGAGUUCGAUCAGCCUAGCUUUCCGUUCAAGCCAAAGGACGGGAAGAAAUUGGUCGUUUCAAGAUCAAUCCAAUCGUAAAGAGGAGUGAGAUAUAUAUUUCUUCGACACACAAACACUCAAAUGUAUCUGCAAAGCGGUGUGCGGAGCGGAGGGACGGACAUAUUUGUGAACGGCGGUCGGGUUAGGCCUGGCUGGCUGCUGGCGGGAGUCCGGUCCGCAGACCAGCCGCGCCGACGCUACCGCCGGUUACCCCGCCGCGGUUUUUUUCCUCCUCGCUCUGCAUCCAGCUCUUUCCGAUCUCUCUCUCGCCGAGGAGCACAACUCGGAAGAAGCAGCAGCAGGAGAAGAAGAACUGUAUUUCUUCGUCUGCGCUCUCUCCCUCCAGAGGAGGGCUGUACACAGACACAGACACACACAUGAGGAGGAGAUUCGACGUUUUGCACUCCGACUCCCCUCUUUUCCACUCUCUUCUACUGACAAAUCUUAACUUUUCCCCUUUAUUCCAUUCAUCUCAUUGAACUUGGAUCACACCAUCUUUUUUUUACAUAGUUUUGAGCCUUUGAAAGCUCUGGCUUGAUUUUUUUUUUUCGGUUGUAUCAUUUUUUUAUUGAUUUGAUAAGAUUGGGUUUUCCUAAAUCUUGAGCUUCUAACUAUUCGGAUUAUUUUACCAGUUCCAAAAUCUUGAUUUUCCUUUUUUUUUUUCCUUUCUUCGACUCUUUUUAUGGGAAAAAUUCAGCUUUUCACUUUUUUCAUUGCUUUUAGACUUAAGGGAUUAUUUUUCGAUUUAUUGAUUUUUUUUUGUGACUUUUUUUCAGAAUCGGCAAGCUUCCGCAAUUUUCUAAUUAACCUCAUUUUUGAGCCCCAUCAGAUUUUUUUUUGAAUGUCAAUUUUUCGAUUUAUUCGGAUCUGGCUCGAAAAAAUGAAGUCAAGAAAUUAUAAUUUUUUUAAAGAUCGAUCUGAAUUUUUUUGAUUUUUCGUGAUUUUUGAUUACUUUUGUUCAUCUACAGCUUCAGUUUUCAAUAUUUUAAACAUUCAUUACAUAGUACUUAACCUGAAUUUUCGUUCGUGAUCUUUUUGCCCCUUUUUUUUAAAUUCUUUUUUUUAUCCAUUUAUUUUUCAUAUAUCCUUCUUAACAAUCGUGCCCCUCACCUUGAAAUUAUUCAACUCGAAAGACAAUCAGAAAGAGGUGCGAUUGGGCGCUGUUCAUCCGCGGGCGUCGUUGCCCAUCCAACGCCACGACGACGACGACAGCGGUCUACGGUAGAAGCGGCGGCGGCGGUAGAAUGCCGGCCGAGCCGGUGACAUUCCGCGUCAACUCCCAGCCGGGCAAGAUCGACAUCGCCGAGACUAUCAAGAAGUUCAACAAGCAGGUCCUUGGCCUUGAAAAAAUGUUUCUUCAACUUUGUCGGGAUCAAACUCAAGUCUGAGGCUUUAAUUUUGACGGUCACUUCUUAGUUCAACGCCGAGAUUAUAAAGAAAUCGAAGGAGGUCCUUAUCCUUCGAGAGCCUUGUCCCCAACUCAAGCUUCAUCUCAGUUUUCUCAAAUGUUAAUCGAUUGACCUCGCCGAGACUAUCAAGAAGUUGUAGUUGUUCAAUAAGCGGGUCCUCAGUUGUCUGGCUUUAGUCGAGAUUAAACCCGUCCGAGGUUCUUUUUCUGAAUCUGAGUUCAACGCAAACACUAUCAAAAAGCUCAAAAAGCAGCUUCUCAUUUCUUCUGAAAUCUUGGUUCCAACUCAAAACUCAUUUCUUCUUUUAUAGCUUGACUUUAUUGAAAUUGAACUGUUUACGAAGAUUUUAGUCUUUUCUCUAAACUUUACUGCUGAUUAUACAGUUUUCUCAACGUUUAGGGAUCUGGUUUUUUGAGCUGCCCAAUCACGUCUUUAUUUCUCCGACAAUCUUGUAUCUCACUUAAGCUUCAUCUCUACCUCUAUAGCUUGACUUGAAUGAGAUCGAACUGGAGCUUGAUUUUGAACGUCUUCUUGUAGGAAAACUUGAUUUUUAAUGUCUUGACUUAACGUCGAGCUCAUCAAGAAGUUCGACAAGGCUUCUCCAAGAAUCUUGUUCCCAACUCAAGCUUUUUUUUCUUCUUCUAUAGCUUAAAAUCGAUCUGAAGUCUGUCUUUUUUUGAUUCUGAACGUCGUCUCCUCUUUUCUUCAAAGUUUUCAAAGCCGAGAUCAUCAAGGAGUUUGAAAACAUUCCUUCUGAAAUCUUGUUCCUACCUCAAGUUUCAUCUCUUCGUUUAUGGUUUGAACUCGAACUGAAGUUUGAUUUCGAACGUCAUUUCUUGCAGUUUCAAUCUUUUCAACGUCGAAACCAUCAAAAAGUUCAACAAGCAGGUCAAUUGCCGUCCUCCUUCUUCUCUCCGUUUUCAAGGGCCUCUUUUUUUAACUUCUUUUUUUUUGUUCUUGCUCACCUCGACCUCUGAGAUAUUCGUAGGAACUUUGCGUUGUGGAUUUUUGUAGAUUAGUUAGUCAUGACUCGACUUCGGGACUUUUCUAGUCUUUUUUUGGCGGUAUUUGGAUUGAACUGAACUUUCUUGAUUUUUUCUCGAUUUCUCGGAGUUGUCAAUCAGUUUUUUCCGAGUUUUAUGAGGUCUAGAAUUGAAAUUUUGACCUGGAAAGGCACUUUAAAGCUUCUUUUCAUUAUUGAAGCUGUUUUUUUUGUCCGAAUCUUAGUGAGGAUUUUUGUUGAACAAACAUGUUUUAGAGCUUCACUUUGGGGAUAAUACGAUUUUUUUUUCUGGUCCGCAAAGCUUUUUCCUGAUUUUCCGGCCGCUUUUCUAAUCUUCUGGCCAAGAUUUUCUGAUUUUCAGGCCUAGUUUUCCUAAUUUUCAGGCCUAGUUUUCAUGAUUUUUCGGCGGUUUUUAAACUUCCUGGUAAAGUUUUUACAAUUUUCCGCCCGUUUUUCUAAUUUUUAGGCCUAGUUUUCAUGGGGUUUCGGCCGUUUUUCUAAUCUUCUGGCCAAGUUUUCCUGAUUUUCGGCCGUUUUUUAAACUUUCUGGCCAAGUUUUUACGAUUAUUCGGCCAAUUUUUUAAUUUUCAGGCCUAGUUUUCAUGAUUUUUCGGAUUUUGAAAUUUAUUAAGAGUCAGAUUGCUUUUUUAAGUUUUAUUCGAAUAUUUGUGCCUUGCAGAGUUUGGAAAAUCAUUUUUCCUGAUUUUCUACAUUUUUUGAUCACUAGAAACUAUCAAUUGCUUAUUGAGCUGUUUCUUGACUCUCAAAAAAGAAAAGCUGUGAUGUUUGAGGACUUAUGGGAGCCGAGAGAUGUGUUCAGAAAUCUUUCUUUUACUACUAUACCUCCAAUGAGUAUUGCCACGCUCUUGAGAGACCGUUUCGUAACUGACUUUUGAGCACACUUUUGCCGUUUUUUCGAACGCUCUUUUUCGCCUCUUAACACACUUUUCAAGUAGGCGACCCCAAUGCCUCUGCUCCUUUGACGUCAAUUUUGGGGAUAAUUUUAGCAAAUCGCGUGGUUUCACGAGCUGGUUUCUUUUCAAGGAGUUUAAAAUCCCGUGAAUUCAUAUUAGCCGUCAGAGAAUGGAAAAGAUAACGGGAUUUUGGAGAGUCAGAGAUAAUUUUUCAUUUUGUGGAGAUUACUUUGAACAAGGUACUAUUGAAAAAAAGGCUAAUCAAACAGUUUCAUUGAGUGAUAAAGUUAUCAAGUUUUCCUGUUUAGAAGGAAAAAAAAUAUGUUAUGGAAUGUUUUUUUCAAAAAGCUUUUUCCGUGUUCAAAAAAAUGUACCACAAAUGUCAAAAUAGCCGUCAGAGAUUGAAAAAGAUAACGGGAUUCUGGAGAGUCAGAGAAAACUCUGAAUUAUUUUUGAAAAUGGCAUUAAGACAAAGAACUUGCGUCGAAGUUGUUCGGGAGUUAUUUUUAGAAAAUUCCUAAAAUCCCAAGUUUUUUAGAAAAUUUGCAAUUUUAUCUCCAUUUUGAGAUCAAAAAAAAGAGUUUUUGGGAUUUUCAGGAACUUUUUCUAGGAGAUAAAUUUCUAGCACUGUUUCUCUUUAGUUUUCUCCCAAUUUAUUCCAGAGGUUUAUUUUUUUUUCUGUAACUUUUUUGGAGCUUGGAGCUCAUUUUUCUAUUUUUCUCGAGGCUCAAGGGCAUCUAUAAGUGAGUUUGAAACGCUUCAUACUGAAAAAUUGUUUGACUGGUUUUUUUUAAACUCCUUUCUCGUUAAAAGUAUCUUUCUAUAGUUUGUGGUUUUCAGCUGCUUUUUGGUAUCUUUAAUCGAUUUUGAUAAGAAGAAACCUUCCAAAAACAUUUCUUCACUUUCGCUAACCUCCACAUCGGUUUUGAAGCUUUGAAAACGAACCGAUUGAAAUCGAAAAAGUUACUUUUUUGGAGAAAUCGGACGUAAAAAGAAUGACUCAACGAGUAAAAGUUCCGUAGCGGUGGAAAUUGAAGUUUAUAAUUUUUUUAAACGUUUUUUUCUGAUCAAUCAUAAAAAAAUGAUUUUUUUGAAGAGGUUUUCGUGAAAAAUAAGGUUAUGAGGAAGGUAUUGAGCGUAGUCACUUUUUUUAAUUUUUUUGAUUGACAAAUAGAAAUAAUUUUUUUGUAGAUUUUUUUGGCCUUAAAAUUUUUUUCAUGAUUUUUUUAACGUCUUUUUGAAGCUUUUUUUACGUGAAAACGACGUCAUUUCGAGGCCCUCGUUUCAGAAAAAUUUAACCAUCUGGGAAAAAAAUUUUUCAUGAUAUUUAUGACGUCAUUUUUUUGAUGCUUACUACGUGAUAAUGACGUCAUUUGGAGACACGCGAAAAAAAACUUUUUUUGAAAAAUUUUUGAAAGGAUGAAUGAAUUUAUCAAUGGUUUUUUUGUUGAUUAUUUUUCGAUAAAAUUUUUCAUGCCGUCAUUUUUUUGAGGCGUUCUACGUGAUAAUGACGUCAUUCGGAAGCAUUUCAGGCUCAUUUUGAAGCAAUUUUUUUCGAACCAAACACGCGAAAAAAACCCACUCUAAAUGUAAAAGAAAUAAUAUUUAAAUUUUCGAGGCCUAUGAAGCUAAUUUCGAAACAAUAUUUCUACCCUUGUGUGAAAAACUUUUUUUAUGAUUUUUUUAUGACGUCAUUUUUUUGACGUGACAAUGACGUCAUUUGGAGGCAAAAAAAGUAUUCAAAGUCCUAAAAAAAUGAUUGAGUUCAUUAACGGUUUUCGUUGAUUAUUUUGAUAAAAUUUUCAUGACGUCAUUUUUGAGGUCUUCUACGUGAAAAUGACGUCAUUAGGAGACACGUGCGGCUCAUUUUGAAACAAUUUUAAAGCCUAAAGCGCUACAAGACCCACUCUAAAUACAUAAAAAUGAUAUUUACCUCUGACGUAUCUUCAUGAAUCUUCUUCUGAAUUUUUAAACUGGAUUUCAAGAAUCUUACGAACAAAAAAUGUUUGGUGCCAAGUGCGAGUGCGGUGUUUUUCACCUUGCGUCGACACUGCGCGGCGGCGUAACCUCUUGACAAAUCCACACACACACACACAGACACCUGAGAGAGACUUACACAAAGAAAAUGACUGACUUGAAGGCAGCAAAAGAGACACUCGUCUCCGUUGCCAACAAGUCCGUUGAGCAGUUUGGAGGAAAUCCGUUAAAAAUUGGGUUUUUUCGGAUUUUUUGGUGGAAAAAGUCUUUAUUUUGUGUCCUUUUUGUAUAAAUGUGGUAAAAUGAACUGAAAGGGUUACGGUAGAACGUUACGAACAAACUGGUAAAAAUUUUAGUGGCCACUAUAGAGGUUCGCCAAGGACUACUUGGAGAGGACACUAAAGUGGCCACUUGAGUAGUUUUUCAUCCAGUAUUCCUUCCAGUAACUCUGAUAGUUCUAAAACAAACAGAUUGAACCAGUUAUUUUGAUCCAUUGACCCCUUAAGUGGCCACUAAAAUGUUUAGUAGUCUAGUAGCAGCUCUUAGAUCUCUAUAGUGGCCACUAAUUUUCAACCCUUUAAGUAGCCACUUAUUUGACUACUAUAGUGGCCACUAAAACGUCAAAACCCUAUAGAAAAAAAAAUCUUAAAUUUAAAGUGCGAAUACAAAAAAGUAGGUUUUUGCGGCAUUUUUGCUAUAUUUAAAGUUAUUUUGGCUUUAAUCCGGAAUAAUCGACUUAAUUGGUUACGGAAGAAAUUUUCGGGUAAAAAAAAAUAAAAUUCGAGAAAAGAAACUCUUGCCUCCGUUUCCAAAAAAUCCGUUAAAAAAUGGGGUUUUUCGGAGUUUUUGGUGGAACAGUCUUCAUUUCGAAUCAUUUUUGUAACUAUCCAGAUGAAUAGACUAGAAUGGGUAUGGUAGAACUUUCUGGGUGGGAAAAAUAAAGAAUCUGGAAAUUUUUGAAGGCUGAAUAGAAAACAAAAAUAGGUUUUUUCGGAGUUUUUGGUGAAAGAAGUCUUCAUUUUGAGUCAUUUUAGUAUUUAUUUGAUAAAAUGAACUGAAAUGGUUACGGUAGGACAUUCUGGACGAUAAAUGGAAGAAAACAAAACAGAAAAAAAUUCCAGAAAAGACACUAGUUUCCAUUGCUAACAGUUUCGUUGAGCAGUUCGAAGGAAAUAAAAAUAAAUGGGGUUAUUUUUACAUUUUUUAGGAAAAAGUCUUCAUUAUGAGUCAUUUUUUGUAUGUAUCUGGUGAAAUGGACUAAAAUGGUUACGGUAGAACUUUCUGGACGAAAAAAGGCAAAAAAUAGGUUUUUGGCCUUUUUGGUGAUACCUCGAUUACGGUCAUUCUUUUCGCUUAUUUGAUGAAAAUAGAACUUUUUUUUUUUGAAUACCUUCAGUUAGAACUAUCGAACUCUUUUUUUGAUUGUUUUUAUUUUUACUGAAAGUGAAACUGGAAUGUGAUCGAGUAUAAAGUAUCCUAAUAAUAAUUUAUUUUCUGCAGGCCUGCACUUCGACGUCCGGAAUGACGGCCAGCGUCCACCACCGGCCGCAUCUGAACGGCUCGACGGGCGCCUCGAUGAACUCCGUUCGGAAAUCGAUGCCGGUCGCCUAUUCCAACGGUUAUUCGAACGGCUACGGAUUCGCCGCCCCGGCCACCAGCUCCAAUGCUUUUUCCAAUGGAAGUGAGUUCUCAGUAAAUCCUCGUCGAAGGCAUUGUUGGAAUAAAAAAGGGGUUUGAGAUGAUUUUAUCAAGUAUCGAAUGGUAUACUUCGACUUGCACGGUAGCUUGUCAUUCCAGAAAAAUCCAGACCCAAAAAAAAAAUCAAUAUGAACUUGACACACGUUCUCCGAGAUUUUCGAAAAUACAAAAAUUUCAUUUUUGUCCCUGAGAGCUCUCCUAGAUAGUGAACAACCUCUUGAAUAUUUAGAACCAAGAUUCUUUUAGGCUCCGCCCACUUUCAGGCUUACUGUAGAAAAAAUACCGUAGAAACCAAAAUUUUUUCCUAGUGGAGCAAUUUGGUCCAAACCAACUUUAAAACAAAAUAUGCUCCCAUAUGAACAUUUAUAGUUAUAGAACUGACCCGGAAAAAAAUUUUGGCUCCGCCCGCUUUCAGGCUUAAUGUAGAUAAAAUACUGUAAUAAUUAAACCUUUUUUUCCUGGCCCAAACCAAUUUUUAAACCAAAAAUAUGGUCCUUCACUAGUAUUUACUAGUUUACUAGUAUUUAUUAGAACAUUACUAGAAUUGGAACUGACCCGGAAAAAAAUAGAUUUUUGAAAAAAAAUGACGAUUUCCGCGGUUUUUUUGAGUACUAGAACCCCCCAAAUUCCUGGAUUUUUUUAAUUUAUUUUAUCGCCUGCGAGAAAAAAAAAUUUUUUUCGAACUUCUUGCCUCUCAAACUCCAGAGUGGCCCCUAUAGGGGCAAGUUCAGGAGCCCUAGAAGGUUCCCCUUUAGGGACCGCUUUUACCAGUCCUCUAUAUUGGCCACUAUAGCUCUCAAAAGUGGCCCCUAUAGGGGAUAUACUAGUCGAUUAUUGCCAACAGAAAAUUGUUCAAGUUUCUCUUUUUUUAAUUUUUUUAAAUCAUGAAAAAAAUAGUUUAAAGAACCCUAUAGGGACCACUUGAGCUUUUUGGGUCUUAGGGGUCAGACUCUGAACCCCUAUAGGGACCACGUAAGUCUCACCCCUAAAAAGAGCACCAUUUUUUCCCCUCUCAGCCCCUCUAGGGACCAUUUGACUUUAUAUUAAUUUCAUAUGAUAAUUGUAUUUAUUGAUUUUUUAAAUUUUAUAAAGACUAGCUUUCGAAAAAUAACAACAAAAAAAGUUUGUAUAUAAAUCUCGGGCUUGAAACAGGAAAACAUGAUAAUUUUCUCCUUUUUUUAAGAAUAAAAGAAAUUUUUUUAAAACGGAUCGUUUUUUAUUCUUCCAAACACAAGAAAAACCGCCCUUUUCCGUUUUUUUUUGCCUGUUUUUUCAAAAAGCGUUGAAGCGAACUAAUUUUACAAACUCGUGAGAAAUUCGCUCGAAAUAAUCUUCCAAGGAAGGAAAUACGAGGCGUACAUUGCUCAGUGAUCUGUGAAAAUUGAGAAAAUGCGCGCUUUUUUGCUUCCCUUUCUCAACCCACGUUUUUUUUUCGGAAUUUUGGACUUGUUUUGAUUAAUUUUGAUGAUUCAUCACGAUUUUAUGGAUGGGAAGUUUUUGGGCUCGGGAAAAUUGGAUUUUUUAGAUUCAAAUCUAAAGGUCAUUCCCCUUUGAAUCAGUUCUUUGGAGCCAUAAAAAUCAUUAUUGAAAAAUGUUCACAGACGGAACGAUAUCGCGCGCGACAACGCGUUCGUCGCCUCGCAACUCGACGCACGUUACCGCGACUGUCGGCGGCUCGACGGGCAGUCCUAGAAAUUCGGUCGCCAGGUAAUUUUUACUGUUUUUCAGGAGCUAUUGAUUUAAAGAUUAAAAAAAACAGAGUGAAGACAAAAAAGGAAAAUUUUUAGUGGCCACUUUAGGGUUUUGAUGUUCUAGUGGCCACGUCAGUGGAUAAAGUUCAGUUAUCUCUUCAGAAAACUAAGUGAUACUAAAUUUAAACUUAGUGAAUACUUAAGAGAUCAUAAGGAAUACCGGAUGAAAAACUACUACAGUGGCCACUAAGACGCGAAAUAGUGGCCUCUAUAGGGAAUUUUUUCACCUUAGAGUCCUCUCCAAGCAGUCCUCGUAAAACCCCUUAAGUGGCCGAAAAAUCAACAAUAGUAGUCCCCAAGGAACCUCUUAAGUGGCCACUUGGAGAAAAAUCAACAAAAAAUGAUUUCUCGAUUUCAAAAAACUUUUUUAAAACUGCCAGUAAAACACUCACGACAGUUAGGUUCGCAUUUGGAAUGGCUCGACUCGUGACGGCUGCAAAACUGUUUAUUCCACUGCGCGACCGACCCGAAACGACUUGCGCUUUAGGGUAUCGAGAAACAAGUAAUUAACUACUUGAUAGAAACCGCGACGCUUCGAGCCAUUCCAAAUGCGACCAAGGAAAAUGAACGAAAAGGAAAAUACUAGCACAGGCGAUAUUUGAGAAUAUGCAGCUUGAAACUUUUUCCAGUUUUGAGUAAUUUUACAGAAAUCUCUAAUUUUUUCAAACAUGAGCAAUAGUGAGCCACAUUUGAGUUGCUUUUAAAAUUUUCACAUUUAGUCCCCGAUUUCUCACAAUUUUCUCGAGGGAACUCGUGAAAACUACAAAAAAAGGUCCAAAACUACAUUUUUCUUACUACAUUUGCGUGAACCUAAGUCAUUAGAAAUCGAGUAAUUUUUCAAAAAAAUAAAAUGUAUAGCUUUUUCACAUAACUUUUAGUAAUCUUUUAGCUGAAUAAUAGGCUUUUCCAGUUUUUUUGUUGAUUGAAUAAUGGGAACAUGAAAAAGCCUCAUUUGCCAUGAACACGUCAUCCCAUUCUCCGGCUGCAAAAUAACUGGGAGAGGAAGUUUCCUGGAAAAAAUUAAUCAUUUUUUUCCUUCUUCGUCAUUUUCUCGGCGAAAAACAAGGCUUUUAUUCGUCUUUUCCGUCCAAAUUUUGCAGUUCCGACGCUUUUUUGGUGAUUUAUACAGUGGGAACGAGAUUUUGGAGUUUAAGUUUGAUUUUUUUUAAGCUUGAGAGUUUUUUUUAAAGUAGUUAUAGAGAUGAUCUCUGUCAAUAUCUUAUUUCUUUGAUUCUAGGUUCUUUAAAAAUAAUGUGAGGCUUUUAUUCAAACGGCAAGUUUGCUCCAUCGAUAAUAUUCAGUGAUUUUGAUUAUAGGCUCUCCAAAAGUCUUGUAAGGCCUAAAUUUAAACAGCAAGUUUGCUUCAUUGAUAAUCUUUGGCAGUUUCGAUUAUAGGUUCUUCAAAAUUUUUGGUAGGCCUAUUUUAAACAGCAAGUUUGCUCCAUUGAUAAUCUUUGGUAGUUUUGAUUAUAGGUGCUCUAAAAAACUUUUAAGGAUCGAAUUUACUCGGCAAGUUUGCUCUAUUGAUAAUCUUUGGCAGUUUCGAUUAUAGGUUCUUCAAAAUUUUUGGUAGGCCUAUUUUAAACAGCAACUUUGCUCUAUCGAUAACCGGCAGUAUAAAUUAUUUAUUUGAUAAAUUUUCAUAAUUUGGUUAGGGUUUUCAGAGAAUGAAUCAGUUUUCAAAAUCCAAGAUGAAGUCAAAUAUGCUCUACUGAUAAUUGGCUAUUACUCGAGCCUCUGUGACGGAAACCGGGAAUUUUGAGCGAUUCUAGGGAUCACUUACCAGUACUGACGCCCCUGAAGUGAUCACUCGAAUCUCCCAGAAAGUCCGGAGCACGUCCGUUCCGCUCUGGACGUUUCUAGGGACCUCUUAAGAGUUCUGACGCUACUAAAGUGGUCACUAGAAAUGCUCCGACACGUCCGUUCCGCCAAUGUCCGAGUACUCGGGCCUUGGUAACUGAAAAUGUUUCUGAGCGAUUCUAGGGAUGACUUAAGAGUACCGACGCCCCUAAAGUGGUCACUAGAUAAGUUCAGGAACGUCCAGAGCACGUCCGUUCCGCUCUGGACGUUUCUAGGGACCUCUUAAGAGUUCUGACGCUACUAAAGUGGUCACUAGAAAUGCUCCGACACGUCCGUUCCGCCAAUGUCCGAGUACUCGGGCCUUGGUAACUGAAAAUGUUUCUGAGCGAUUCUAGGAAUGACUUAAGAGUACCGACGCCCCUAAAGUGGUCACUAGAUAAGUUCAGGAACGUCCAGAGCACGUCCGUUCCGCUCUGGAAGUUUCUAGGGACCCCUUAAGAGUUCUGACGCUACUAAAGUGGUCACUAGAAAUGAUCCGACACGUCCGUUCCGCCAAUGUCCGAGUACUCGGGCCUUGGUAACUGAAAAUGUUUCUGAGCGAUUCUAGGGAUGACUUAAGAGUACCGACGCCCCUAAAGUGGUCACUAGAUAAGUUCAGAAACGUCCGGUUUGCUCUACCGAAUUCCAAGUAAACGUAGAUAAAAAUGAUAAAAAUGCAAUCAGACCCCUUGUUCAAAAUGUCAUCCACCUCGAUAAGAAUGACAUUUGCUCAUCCUGAGAUUUUUAUCGAGAAAAUGACAUUUUUAAUGAAAAUCUCAAUUUCAGCUAUUCAUCACACGCAUCGGCUGGCGUUGGCGGAAGCCCUCCACGAGCCCGAAGAUCGCCCCAAAGUCAGAAGGUAUCGAUUUAUCGAUUUUUUGAGUGAUUGGUAUUAGAAAAAAACUUGAAAAGAUGGGUGAUUGCUCAAAAUCGCACUGAGAGUUUUUUUGAAUUUUUUUAUGAGAGUUUUUUUCUAGAGAUUUUUUUGAAUUAUUCUAAAUUAAGCUUCAAUGUACUAGUACCCAGAGCUGUUCUCGGGGCGACCGCGGUCGACCGAGGGCCCCCCGACUUGCGGCGUAUUCGAGGGCGGCCGCGGUCGGCCUUUGGUAAGGGCCAACUCGGUCGACCCGUAGAUACAAAUUUUGUUUUGACUCCCGGUUUUUUGUGAAUUAUGGAAAGCGCAAGUUUUACUGAAAUGAAAGUGAAACAAAAAAACAUUUAUUAUCGAGCACAUAAAGAGAAAAACCGAUGAAAUGAGAUAUUAAUCCAAAAAUUCAAUAGUUUCCUAAGUGGCCAGAACAAUUUACAGAACUAGAGAAAACAAAUUAAUAAAUAAAAAAAUAUUUUGAAAUUUUCACAUCAUCAGGAAUUUCAUUUUUUUGCAAAAAAAUUCAUUCAAACCACUAUUUGAAAUAUUAUUUUAUUUAUUUACAAAGAGAAAAAAACGAAAAAAAGAUGCGAAAAAAAGUGAAAUCAAAAAGCACGAUUUCUGUCAAAAAAACAAUAAAAAUUAAAAAUUUUCAUGGAUCAUAAAUAACUUAAAAAGUUCAUUUUUCAAUAUAAAAAAAACUAAAAUAAAAAAACAAAAAAAUACGGAAAAAAAUCCUCGCGCUCGCUUCGGGGGCCUGAAUGAAAACCGCUUCGCGGGCCGGGGCGCUCAGGGGCGCGUUGCGGUCGGGUCGGGGCGGCCUCGGCCGGGGUCGCCCCGACUUGAGAACAGCUCUGCUAGUACCUGUAUGAAAAUAGGAGGGAAAAUUGAAAUUUCAGGUUUUUUGUUUUUUGAUUUUUCAAGAUAUUCGUAGCUUUUUAUCAAAGGAAGAGGCGGUAAAAUCGAUAAAAUGAUUCCAAAGUGGUCUUAAAAUUGUAAGAAAUUAAGAAAAACUUCAGAAAACUGCUUUUUUUGGAAGAUCAGUAACUUCUUAUCAGUAUGAAUCUUGAAGAAAAAAACUUGAGAAAAGUCAAAAAAUCGCAUUGAGAUUGUUUCUGACGUUCUCAAAGUGGUAAUAAGUCGUCGUCCGUAAUUUCUUCUUUUUUUUUUAGAAUUAUGUAUGAAUUCUCAAUAAGGCUCUAGUAAACUUAGAAACAGUAGAUGGAUGAAAUUUAGGAAUAGAAAAUUUGAAAAAGGUCUGAAAGUCGAAUUUGCACUAUAGGGAAGAAAUAAGAUGACAAACUGGGAAAAUUUUUAGUGGCCACUAUAGGGUUUUGACGUUUUAGCGGCUACUAUAGUAGUCAAAUUAGUGGCCACUUAAGGGUUUAAAACUUAGUGGCCGCCAUAGAGGUCUAAGUGCUACUACUAGACCACUAAAAAUUUUAGUGGUCACUUUAGGGGUCAAUGGAUCAACAUAACUGGUUCAAUAUGUUUGUUUUAAAAUUAUCCUAGUGGAAGGAAUACUGGACGAAAAUUACUGAAGUGGUCACUAAAUAGAGAACUUCUAUAGCGGCCCCUAAAACGGAAAAUAGUGGCCACUAUAGAGGUGGGAGUGGCUACUUUAGUGUCCUCUCCAAGUAGUCCUUAACGAGCCUCUAUAGUUAGGGACCGCAGACGAAUUUUCAAAAAAACUUUUUCAGCAUUGAGCUUUGUAUGGUUCGAUAGCUGUUUCGAUUCAAAACUCAGAACCGUUUAGUUUUUCAAAAAAGAUUGAGGAUGAAAAAAGUUAUGACGGAAAAGGUGGCGCGCCGCGCACCAUGUUUUUAGUACUGAAAAUUUGGUAUUUCCAUUUUUGACAUUUUUCUCGAUUUUUCUUCUAGAACAAGUUUUGAUACUGGUCUAUUAUGAUGUAACAAAUCAUAAUAGAGUGCUGAAAUGAUGCUAAUCAGCUAGUUUGCCGAAAAAAAGUCGGUAUUUUUCCAGAAAACAAAAAACUGGCGCUUGCGGGCAUCGAACUCGCGACCUCAAAAUGUAAAAUCGGAGCGCACGCGUUGCGCCAAGCUGUUAGGUCCAACGCGGGGAGCUUCCAUCCGCCAUACCCUUGAGCCGUUUGAGAUAGCACAGAUUGCCUAUUUCAAAAAAAUAAAAAAACUUGAAGUAAUUUAGCUAUUUUUUUAUCAGAAUAUGUUCGCAAAUCUUUACUCAAACGUUUCGUGGAAAUUCACUUCGAAAAAAAUUGUUUUUUUAGUGCUUUUUGCCUCGUUUAACGAUCGCUGCAUUAAAACGGCCCCGUAAAUUUUUUUGGCAAAAGACGAAUUUUUUUAUUUUUAUUCUUUUUAAUUGAAAGAUUUUUUUACUAAUAAAUGUAUAUAAUCAUUUUGAAAAAAACCUGCGUUCGACCGCUUUCUGUGUGAUAAACGCCGCUAAUUUUUUUCUCUAGUUUCAAGAGCAUUUUUUUGCGUAUUAAACAACUUUUUUUCAAGCACAGGUGCUGUGGAGAAAAAAAUUUAAGUAAGACCAUGGUCUAAAUUUUUGAAAAAAACAAAAAAACUCGAUUAUAUUCGCUUAUUAACGAUAUUUUGAAUUAUGACUUUCGGCGCUCCCUAAAAUUUUUGGCAAAGACGAAUUUUUUAUUUUAUUGUUUUAAAAUUACCGUUACUUGAAUCAAAAUCAUUAUUUAAAAAAAGAAAGAGUGCGUUCGACCUAAAAACACAUGAAAAAGCAAAAAACGACAAAAUUUUUUAGUUCCAUUCACGUUUUUGUACGACAUUCCGCGAGAACGCAUCAAAAAAGCGUGAAAUAUUUUUUAAACGAAAGAGGAAGCUUUUCUGUACAUGUGUGUCAAAUUUUAUUCGCCAGUUCCACAUAUUUUACAACUACAACAAAAUGAAAGUUGAAAACCAAAAAAAGUCACUUUUUUUCUAUCGCGAAAAAGGGGCGUGGCUUUGCGGUCCCUAUCUAUAGUGGCCACUAAAAAUUUUCCCAGGAAUACCCAUAAAAACUUCUGAAAGAAAUAGUAAGGAACUAACGAAAAAACUGCUAUUUUUUGGAGAUCAGUAAGUUUUUAUCAGCAUGAAUCUCAGGAGAAACUUGUGAAAGGUCAAAAAAUAGCCCUUAAAGUUGUAACUUGCUUUUUUUUUCAUUCUUCAGAAGUUCUCAGCAAGAUUCUAGUUAACCGUUUUGUGGGCUUAAAUAAACCUUCAAAAGCCCUGAAAGUCAAAAUUGUACUAUUCUGAGGGUGAAAACUAUUCGUAAACCCAUAAACAUUUUCAUCAGAACAUAAAAAUUUGCAUCAUCGAACAAAGAACUAGGAAGAGAAUAUGUAUCUUUAUCGGCCAAUUAUCAGUGAGAAACGGAAGAAAUUUCCUUCCUGUACCGGGUGUUUUGAUGACGAUUUUAAAACGGAAGGCGUCAAUCUUACGGUACUUUUUCUGGUUGGGGUCUCCUAGCUUUUUUUUGAAUGAAAUCGGUUCAAAUUUCGGAUUUUUUCGCAUCAAAUGAAACCAAAAAUUAAUGGUCGGUGUACCUACAACGUGCCUUUCUCCACUCUACAAUUUGACAAAUUAUUUUCCAAGAACAAAUUGCCGAUUCCACAUAUAUUUUCUCGCAUUCACGUGAUUUCUUUCGGCCACACAGAGAUUAUAUUUAUGAGCGUAUGUGUGCGGUUAUAAUGUUUCUUGAGUUCCGUGAAUUGCUCACACACGAAAAAAGUGGGCGGAGCCUAGUUGGAAAGCUUUUCCCUCCCCGUGCAAAGUUCCCCCUUGGAAUUAUCCACUUUAUUCCUCGUUUUUGGUCGGCUACGAUUGGACUAGUCAGCUUUUUUUUUUCGUAUUUUUGGAUGAUUUUUGGAUAUUUUAAUGUUCUGUGACUCAUUGGGAAGGUUCAGAAUUGAGGCAGAUUUUUCAAAUUUUUCGGAUUUUUGGAUUUUUUGAUGUUUUUUGAAGCUGUGGGAAGGUCUCAUAUUGAUCUGAAAUCAGUGUUUUUUUCCCGAAAUCGUAGAAUUUUAUCAAUAUUCAAAAAAAGUUUGAAUGAUUUUUGAAUAUUUUAUUGAUCUAUGACUCAUUGGGAAGGUUCCAAAUUAAGUCAGCUUUUCCGGAUUUUUGGAUUUUUUUGAUGUUUUUUGAAGCUAUAAGAGGUUCUAGUUAAAGUCUGAAGAUUAGAAAAUUUUGAGCUUUUGGGAAGCUUUUCCCUCCUUUUUUGGGAAUUAUCCACUUUAUUCCCCCGUUUUUGGUCGGCUACGAUUGGACUAGUCAGCUUUUUUGGAUUUUCAGUACUGAUUUUUGGAUAUUUUAGUCUUUUUGAACCAUUAGGAUGGUCUUAAAAAGCAUUAAAGUUUCCGAAAUUUUUCUUUGAAUAAGGAUCUUCUCAGUUUUCUCUCCUUUAAAAUAUCCUUUCCAGUUGUUUUCGAGCAAUUUCUGAGCUUUGAUGAGCGAAAAAUAGAAAUUUUGGUUCUUGGAAUGGAGUUUCUCUCCGGGAUCCUUCGGGAUUCAUAGUGAGUCAUAGUUCUUUCCAAGUACGGAUACUUGGAAAAUGGACGUUUCAUAUAUAAACUGAUGAUUAAUUUUCGGAAAUGCGGGUCAGAGUUUUUCGAAAAAGCAGGCUUUUCUGAAUGUACUUUUGAUGAAUAAUGAGAAUUUUCAAACUACAGAAUCCAUUUUUCAAAAUUUUGGUGGUUAGUCAAUGAUAAAUAAAGUUAUCAUUUUUUCCAGGGACUCGAAAGUGGUCCCUUCAGGGCCCUUGAACGUACCUCUUUAAGGAGCACUUUAUCUUCCCUAUAGGAGCCACUGAAGCUUGCAAAAGAGGGGUUUCAAUAAGUGGCCCCUUUAGGGGAGCAUGAUAGUCCUUUUUGGUUAUCACCUGCACUUCGGAUCGCCAGAGUGGCCCCUAUAGGGGCAGCCCUAACGUUUCUUGAAGCUUCCCCUCUAGGGAACACUUCAUCCCCUACUGUAAGCAACGUUAAAGCUUUCAUAAGUGGCCUCUUGAGGAGUUUUAAUGAGUGGCCACUGAAGGGUAGUUGUAUGAGUCUUAUGAGACGAAGCAUUCCCAUGCGAAAAAAAAAAUCAAUAAUUAGCGUUUUUGAAGAAAAAUGUUUUCUGAUUGAUUAAGUUUCAUUAUAAAAUAAUAAGAAAAAACACUCCAGGGGCCACUCAAGCUUUAGGGACUUGGAGGUCAAACCAUAAACCCCUAUAGGGAUCACCUAAGUUUUUCCUCUAUAGGGAGCACUUUUCGGCCCUUUUACAAGGAGUGUUUUCCCACGGACCCCUCUAGGGACCACUCGGGGUUAGGGCUUAGAGUUCAGACUUUGAACCCCUAUAGGGACCACCUGAAUUUUACCCCUAUAGGGAGCACUUUACGGCCAUUUACAGGGACUGUUUUGCCCCUAACCCCUGGAGGGACCACUCUGGGUUUAGGGACUUGGGGGUCAGACUCUGAAUCAUUCUAGGGACCACCUAAGUUUUACCUCUAUAGGGAGCACUUUUCGGUCCCUUUCACAGGGAGUGUUUUCUCCCUAACCCCUAUAGGAACCAUUCAAGCUUUAGGGACUUUUCCCCUAACCCCUGGAGGGACCACUCUGCCGUUCCUAAGGGAGCUUCUUAUCUUCAGCUCAUGUUAUUUUUUGAUGUUUAAUGAUCCGAUAACUGAAAUUAUUUUCAAAAUUCAGCAUAAGAUGAAUUAUAUUUAUGCUAACCAGUGAUCAAAGUACAGAUUAAUGGGAAUUUGGUCCUCAUGUGAUGGAUUUGAUACCUUGCAGGAUUUUUUAUGUUCUUAUUUUUUUUUUCCUAUUUUUUUUAUCAGCAGAGGAUACAUUAUAAAAAAGUUUGAAUACACAAAAAAGAAAAUAUGCAAAUUAUUUGCAGUCAAACUCGCCGGUCGGUGAGGAUGCUCUGGUGUGCGUGAAGAUGCGGCCCGACCUGCACGGACGGUUCGGCUUCAACGUCAAGGGCGGCGCCGACCAGAACUACCCGGUGAUCGUCUCGAGAGUCGCUCCUGGAAGCUCGGCCGACAAGUGUCAGCCCCGUCUCAACGAAGGCGAUCAGGUCAGAAGAGAUGCUCUGAAAGUUCUGUGUCGAUUGGAAAUUCUGAAGGAGACGUCGUUUGAAAUUUCUGAAAGAAGGAGUUGAUCAACGCUUCUGAAAGAGAUGUAGAUUAAGAUUUCGGAAAGAAGAAGUUGAUCAAAGCUUCUGGAAGAAGGAUUUGAUCAAAGUUUCUGAAAGAAGAAAUUGAUAAAAGCUUGUGAAAGAAAUUUAGAUUAAGAUUUCUGAAAGAAGGAGUUGAUCAAAGCUUCUGAAAGAGACGUCGAUUAAGAUUUCUGAAACAAGAAGUUGAUCAAAGCUUCUGAAAGAAGACGUCGAUUGAGUUUUCUGAAACAAGGAGUUGAUCAAAGCUUCUGAAAGAGAAGUAGAUUGAAAUUUCUUAAAGAAGACGUCGAACAAUUCGACUUCCAGGUGCUGUUCAUCAACGGCCGUGACGUCUCGACGAUGUCCCACGACCAGGUCGUCACCUUCAUCCGAUCGGCCAGACAGACUCCGUCCGGUGGAGAGCUCGUCCUCACCAUCAAGCCCAAUGGUACGGUUUUAAUUAGUAAUCCGUGCGCCCCCCUCUUAUUCACGCACACAUUUAUGUGAUACAGAAAAGGGGUAAGGUGCGGCACGCUUGACGAGGGGGAAAUGAUGGAAAAAGUAUCUCUCAGAUCCACGAAAACCCUGAGAGUUUUUGGUUCAAGUUCAAGCAGAGUUAGGAAGUUUCAGUAGUUUGUGACCCCCCUCACAGGUGUUUCUCGGGCUCUGGGCGCCCCCCACGCUUCCCUUUUUCGUGAUACAGGAAAAUAAUUGGGGUUGGGGGUGCGCCACGCUUGACGAGGGGGAAAUGGUGGAAAAAGUAUCUCAGUUCCACGGAAAUCCUGAGAGUUUUUGGUUCAAGUUCAAGAGUUAGAAGUCUGUGACCCCCCCACUCUCAUUCACGCUCACAUUUUUUUGUGAUGCAGUAAAAAAAGACGGGGGUGGGGAGCGCCAGUGAGAAGGGGGGGUGCGCCAGCGGGUAGGGGGUGCGCCAGUAGAAGGGGGCACCAGACAUUUUUUUGGCGAGUCUUUAAAUACGCCUUUAAAGCUCUGUCAGAUUUGAUUUUUUUGAUUAUUUGAUUUUUUUGAUUAUUUUUUUAUAAGAUUUUUUUGAUAUUUUUUUGUAAAACUUUCAAGGGCUGCAGAGGGUCUCAAAAGUUCGAUUGAAGUUCUAGAAGUUCAUAAAAAAAGCGUUGGAACAGAUCCUCCAAUCACAGUCAUAAAUAAUUUUUCUAAUUAAUUAAUUUUUUUAGAAUAGAAUAGGAAGUUUCAUGAGCAAUUUACAAUCAGAAAUGAUUUACAGUCUACCGACUUGGAGAGGAGGUCGACGAACCGGACGCAGCCUGUGUUCCUGAGCCUGCCAGGGUCGCCGACUCCGUUCCGAGGUCCGACAAGCUGUCCCAGUCGCUUCGGUUACUCUCCGACACGUUGGCCACCGGCAAGAUUGUCGCUCAGUUUGAGGUAUACCUUUUUGGAAAAAAGCCCUAUUUUUGGGGUUUUUUAAAACUUAAGGUUCAAGAAAAUUGACCUGGUUAUGCUUCUCAUUGUAUUUCAACGAUUUUCAAUAUUUAUUCAAAUGUUUUCUUUUUCCUCAAAAUUCCCAAGUUUUGCUCAAAGUUUUUCACUUCUAGAGCACUUGAUCAAAGAAAAAAAAAUUUCGAAUCCUCGUCAAAAGUGAAUUUUACAGCAAAGUUGUCUCUACGGACAAAAUGGGUCGCCAUUUUUUUCUUUUGGUUUUUAAAUUUUUUUCUCAUAGAAGUUACCGAAUAAAAUGUAUUUUUUUGAAAUUUUUUUCCCACCAAUUUUUUUUUCGGUUAGGUUUUGUCUACGAAAAACUGUAUCAAAAUUGCGUUUUUUAGAAAAAUUCCGCGUAAUUUUAAGUGAGCUUUUUGAAAUUUUUUGGAAUUCAAAAAAAGAAUCUUAUUAUUUAAAUUUUCAUGUUUUUUUCUAGACUUUUUAAAGCUAUUUUUCGAACAGACUAUGUUGAAACUCGAUUUUUUUCCAGCAAUUGUACCGAAAAAAAGCCCGGGCUGGCGAUGAACGACUGCCGGUUGUCGUCGAAUAUUAACAAAAAAACAGGUAUAAUUUUGGACUUUCCUGUUUUUUUCAUGCUUUCAUAAAGUGAGAAUGAAGACCUAGAAGUUUUUUUAUUUAGGUGAUAGGUUUCAAAGUAAAUUUUUUUAAUAUUCGAGUAGCUACGUUACAAAAAAACUUCCGAGGCUCCUAAAUUAAAAAAAUUGAAUUUUUUUGCAAUUUUAGCGGUUUUUAGAAAAAAAUGUUUGAGAUUCGAACGAUAAAAAAAUCAAAUUUUUUUCGAAUUUUUGUUUUUUUCAUUUUAUGUAUAUAACAAGUGUGUCACGAGAGUUUUUCCAGAAAUCCACAAGAUUUAUAACUAUUUUUGAGGUGUUUUUUUGCAGGUUUUUUUAUAAAAUUAUAGGAAAUUUCUGAUUUUUUUAAAAACCUUUUUUUGGAGAGUUUCAUGAAGAAAAAAAGGGGUUUUUUUUCGAGCGCUAUACUUUAUUUUUACGUGCUUGAAUGUUGCACCAGUUCAUUCCAGAAAUCGACUGGAUAAACAAAUUUUUUGAGGGUUUUAGAGUCAGCUUUCAAGUUUCAAAACGCAUUCAGGAUUUUUUUUGAGCUUCAUAAAGUAUAAAUACUGUACAUUGCCGUGUUCAGAGCUAUUUUAGUAAUAAAUCAUCUCUGACUCUUCAAAAUCCUGUUAUCUUUUUCUUUCUCUGACCGCUAUUUUAAAUUUCGCGCACUCAUUUUGAACACGAUAUACUGUCUGUUCAAAUUUUGUAUGUCAUGAAUGAUGACGUCAUUCGAAAAUGAUCAGUGGAUGGCUUGCUCUCUGAUUGGCAUAUCGGGUCAUUAGGGGCGGAGCUUGAGCGACAAAUUGAUAUUAAAAAUCUGAACAAACUAUACGUCUCAUCCACGGGACAAACACCUAUUUCAAGCUGUUUUUUGCAGGUACCGAGAUGUCUGUCCUUAUGACGCAACACGAGUUUUUCUUAAUUCGUCGCCCAGCGGCGACUACAUCAACGCCAAUUACGUCAAUGUGAGUUUUCUCGCAAGGAUUUGCAGCCAAUAAUAACCGCCCUUUUAUGGAAUUAUAAUUGUGAUGCAAGGGCAGAUUAGGGCGGUGUUCGAGGAAAAGCUCGAAUUAAUACUUGGUCUUUCUCAGAGAACGCAUAAGCUGGUUAUUGAACUUGAUGACCCAGAUGGAAUUUCAAGCUUACAGUUAGACGCAUUUUUCCUUUCCAGAUGGAAAUCCCAUCGUCGGGCAUCGUCAACCGCUACAUCGCCUGCCAAGGCCCUCUAGCCCACACUUCGGGCGAUUUCUGGCUGAUGGUCUGGGAGCAGGUCUGCGCGACCAUCGUCAUGCUCACGACGACGACCGAACGCGGCCGAGUCAAGUGUCAUCAGUACUGGCCGCGGCUCUACGAAAGCCAAGAAUACGGCCGUCUCGUCGUCCGGUGCAUCAAGGAGCGCCAGACACCCAACUGCUGGUACCGCGAGUUCUCCGUCCGCGAUCGAUCGGUGAGAGAUCAAUUUUUCACAUUUUCAGGGAAGAUAGAACAAGUUUUUCUUGGAUAGUCGAGUUUUGAGUUGAAAAAAGGUCUGAAACGCAUGCAUUCAGUCUUCAGAGAAGAUUCUCCACUGGGUCAUGAGAGAUGAUUAUCGGUUCUUGAAACUGUCGUUGAUCAAGAACGGCGCGUAGAUCAUCACGUCUUUUUUUGAGAAAGUAGUAGACAAUUUUCAAGCGUUCCGACAAUCACUGCUUCUCCAUGUAGGAACAGUAAGGCGCCCAGCUUGUCUAGGGCUUUCGGGCGCCUAAGAUAUGAUGAGCAAAAGAAAAAUGGUCUUUUUUCAAUCUAAUACUUUUCAGACGAGCGAAGAGCGACGAGUAACGCAAAUGCAAUACAUUGCCUGGCCCGAUCAUGGCGUUCCCGACGAUCCGAAACAUUUCAUCUCCUUCGUCGAUGAGGUUUGGCAUUUCUCGAGUUCCGAUCAUCUUCCUACACCUUCGUACCGUUUGAGCGGCCUCAAGUAGAUGACAAGGUCAUGUCCUGAUAUCAGUGAUAAUCAGUAGACUGUAUUAACCUCUCCGUCCUUGUGAUUGCUGGGACAACACUUCUUAAAUCCCUUAGUUAUGUCGCGGUGGGGGUCGGACCUGGGACUCUUUGCACCGUAGACAAGCACAAAACCUGUUGCGCUACAAAAAUCGAAUUCUUCUUCUUCUUGAGCGGCCUCAAGUAGAUGACAAGGUUCUGACAUCACCUUGGCUCCUUUGUGGGUCCGGGGAUCGAACUUGUGACCCUUCGGACCCUAGACAAGCGCACUACCUGCCUCUUGUCGAUUACAUUUAGGCCUAAAAAAAUCUGAAGGGUCGACUGAUCGCCUCAAAAUAACUGAACGAAAAACGUGAAUUCAGAACGAAAAACAUGAAUUCAGAAAGAAAAAAGAGAAUUCAGGUGCGAAAAGCCCGGACGGGCGUCGACCCGAUCGUGGUGCACUGCUCGGCGGGCAUCGGCCGCACCGGCGUCCUGAUCCUGAUGGAGACGGCGUCGUGCCUCGUCGAGUCCAACGAGCCCGUCUACCCACUCGACAUCGUCCGAAACAUGCGCGAUCAGCGCGCCAUGCUCAUUCAAACUGCGGUUGGUUUUAAUCAAUCAAUAUUCUGUCUGGAAGGGACUAAACCGCUUGCAGUAGUCCGGUUUGUAAAAUGCGAUUUUCGAUCUGAUUCCAACAUCACUUAUUAAUUAGCAGAAUAACCAAUUUUUGGGCCUUUUGAAUUUUCUGAACCAUUUUUUAUUGAUUUUCUGAUGCUGAGCGUUGCGAAUACUGCACCUUUAAAAAAUGGAAAAAAUCGGUGUGAUUUUCAUAAAAUAUGCUUAUCAAACUUGUGUGCAUUUUUAAUUUGUAAUUUCGGUAUAGGAAAAAUUGGCAAGAUUCUGGCGGCAAGGGGAAUCGAACCUUCAUCAGGCGCGCCGUAGACUGUCACGCUAGCCACUACACCAAGCUUGUAGGAGCCUUGCGAUGGUUGUUGGCGCGCCCAUAUUCCUUGAAAACGUGACCAAGUGAUAAAAGAUGAAAAAAUUGAAAAGUCAUAUCUUCGAAACUGGUAUUUGGCGCAGAUGGCGACCUUGCGGGGUCGAUUCCCAGUCCUUGGAAUUUUUUUUGAGCAAUUUUAGCGGAAAUUUUGAUCAAAAAACCUCCAUUUUUCUUUCCGUUCUUCUUAGGACACUUGAAAUUUUAAUUGACGGGAGUUUUGGGAUCUUCUGGGAAUUACUGGGGUUUUAAAGUGUUUUUCUGAGGUCUUCGAAUUUUAAAGGUUAAUUUUUACCUGGACACUUGAGAUUUUUUUUGAUAAGAUCGAAAUUUUUCCAGGGUCAAUACACGUUCGUGUGCCAGUCGAUACUUCAAGCCUACGAAGACGAAAUAAUCAAGCCGCUUGCCGAAUAUCAAAAACGCGGCUAA